AUGGAGGAGCUUCUUGCUAUGUUGGAUAACAAAAUUACAUAUGGAGAAACCCUUGUUGAAAAACUACAGGAAAUACAAGAUGUAGAAGGAGUGUUGAAACUACAAAGAAAAAUUUAUCAAGAGAUAGAUUUUUUAAAAAGACUAAGAAAUUCAAAGAAAGUAAAAAUAGAACAAUUAUCCUGUUCAAAUUUGCGGCAUUUAGGAGCAAUGGUCAACUGUGCUAUUAGACCUGGUGUAAUAUCUGUUCUUAAAGUAUUCCAUAUUAAUGAAGAGCGUAAAUUGUUAGUAGAUGUUAUAAGUGAGGAAGGUAAAAUAUGGACAAAAGUAAUUGCAAGAAAUCCAAAAUCUUUAUCAGCGUUAAGUUCUGGCAAGGCUUCCUAUGGAGCACGAUCAAUUCUAGAUCAAGCUGAAGACUAUUUAGAAUGUGCCAGUUUGUAUCCAUGUAUAUAUCAGUCACCCAAGGUUGUAUUUGAAUUUACUAGUGGGAUUGAAGAAACACUUGCUAAUAGGCUUAAAGCAAUGGGAGUUGUAGUAAAUGGAGAAAUAUUGCCAGACUCUAAGAAUGUUGAAGAAUAUGAUGACUGUUACGAAUCAAGUGAUGAAGAAGUACUUACUCAAAGUCCACAAAUAACAUUUUGUGAUGUUGCCCAAUGUAUGGAAGAAAGUCAGGAUAUUAGCUUGUUAAAUUUAGAUGUAACUGCAAUGAUGGCAUAUGUGAGCAACAUGACUAAUGGACAUUGUCAUUAUGUGUUUAAACAAGAUGUUCUCACCCAACAGUCUGCUUGGGAGGCCGAAAGACCUGUUAAACCUUUAUUAGAAAAAUUAUUUGAAGGUAAAACUUUAAUAUGCUGCAGAACAGCAUGGGAAAACUUUGAAAAGAUUGUCGACACAUUAGGUGGGCCAAUGGAAAGAAAGCGUACAGACAAAUUAAAGGAAAUGGUUAAAAUUUAUGAAGAUGAUUAUGGAGGUGAAGAUGAUUAUCCGAGGAAUAAUUUAAAAGUAAGAGGUCAUGUUCGUUUAAGAUCAAAGAUAAUUUUUAACUUUGGACAUAGGAUUAAAGCACUCACAGUAUCUGCUAAUGAGGGAUUUGUGAGAGCAGCAGCACAGCAGGGGGUUACAUAUGCUACGUUCAUUCAUGAGUCUCGUGCGCUUACUGAAGGCAAGGAAGAAACUGCUACUAAAAUUUCCUUA
Molecule: messenger RNA, 1191 nt
Organism: Brenthis ino (lesser marbled fritillary)
Lineage: Eukaryota; Metazoa; Arthropoda; Insecta; Lepidoptera; Nymphalidae
Source: the annotation of a GenBank genome assembly